ACUGCUUCCCCUACUUCUUGCGUGCCCAUUUCACAGAGCACGGCUCACGCCUCCGCCGCUGCCGCCGCCGCUCAUCCUCCUCAUCUCCAUCUCCUCCUCCGCCGCCGCCGCUCAUCCUCCAUCUCCUCCUCCUCCUCUACGUAGCCGACGCACGGCUUCCGCCUUCGCCAUUCUUCCUCUUCCAUCACGCCCGGGGCGCCACUCCUCUGCCACGACCAUGUCCGGCGUCUGCCUCCGCCGCCGCCUCUCCUCCACCUCCACCUCCAACACGCCACCCUCACCUUCCUGGUCACCCCAGGCCGCCUUUGCCGCGGCCACGGAGCGCGCCCGCGCCGGAACGCUCAGCCCUCAAGACGCACACCACCUGUUCGACGAAUUGUUUCGGCAGGCCACUCCGGUUCCCGAGCGCUCCCUUGAAGGAUUCCUUGCCGCCCUCGGCCGUGCUGCGUCCUCUGAAGCCUGCAGAGACGGCCCCUCCCUUGCCCUCACUCUCUUCAACCGUCUCUGCCGAGAAGAAGCCGGCCGGCGGGUGGCGCCGCCCACAAUCUACACCUACGGCAUCCUGAUGAACUGCUGCUGCCGCGUGCGUCGUCCAGACCUAGGGCUCGCCUUCUUCGGCCGCCUCCUAAGGACCGGCCUCAAAACAAAUGAGGUCGUCGCCAGCACCCUCCUCAAGUGCCUCUGCUGUGCAAAACGGGCAGAUGAAGCUGUGAACGUGCUGCUUCAUAGGAUGUCCGUCCUCGGCUGUGUGCCUAAUUCCUUCUCAUACAACAUAGUUCUAAAGAGCUUAUGUGAUGACAGCAGGAGCCAGCGAGCGCUCGGCCUGCUCCAGAUGAUGGCAAAAGGAGGUGUCUGCUCCCCCAACGUUCUGUCAUAUAACACAGUCAUCCACGGCUUCUUUAAGGAAGGUGAAAUAGACAAGGCCUGCAAUCUAUUCCAUGAAAUGACGAAGCAAAGGUUUGUGCCUAAUGUGGUGACAUAUAACUCGGUUAUCAAUGCAUUGUGCAAGGCCCGAGCAAUGGACAAUGCAGAGUCGUUCCUUCGGCAGAUGGUUGAUAACGGUGUUCCACCCGAUAAGGUGACAUAUACUAGCAUCAUCCAUGGAUAUUCCACUUUGGGCCGAUGGAAAGAGGCAACUAAAAUGUUCAGAGAAAUGACAAGCAGGGGUCUUAUACCAGAUAUUGUCACUCGGAACUCAUUCAUGGACUCACUCUGCAAGCAUGGAAGAAGCAAAGAAGCUGCAGAAAUUUUCUUUUCCAUGGCUGCAAGGGGCCACAAGCCUGAUAUCGUCUCCUACACUAUUCUUCUCCAUGGGUAUGGCAAUGAAGGAAGCUUUUCUGAUAUGAUGAGUCUCUUUAAUUCAAUGGAAGGCGGCGGUAUUGUGGCCGAUUGCCAAGUUUUCAACAUAUUAAUUGAUGCAUAUGCUAAACGAGGAAUGAUCGACGAAGCUAUGCUCAUAUUUACUGAAAUGCUAGGACAAGGAGUCAAUCCGAGUGUAGUCACCUACUCAACUCUGAUAGCUGCACUUUGCAGAACAGGUAGGCUAGCUGAUGCUAUGGAUAAGUUUAGUCAGAUGGUUGGUACGGGAGUACAACCGGACACAGUUGUUUAUCACUCCCUAAUUCAGGGUUUCUGUACACAUGGCGAUUUGGUCAAAGCGAAGGAAUUGAUUUCUGAAAUGAUGAAUAAAGGUAUUAUUUGUCCAAACAUUGCAUUCUUCAAUUCAAUAGUAGACAGUCUAUGCAAAGAAGGAAGGGUUAUGGAUGCACACCAUAUCUUUGACUUGGUUAAAGACAUAGGUGAGAAACCUGAUGCCAUCAUGUUUAAUACGCUAAUUGACGGAUAUUGCUUAGUUGGUGAGAUGGGCAAAGCAUUCAUGGUACUUGAUGUCAUGACAUCAGCUGGCAUUGAGCCUGAUGCCAUUACGUAUAGUACACUUGUCAGUGGAUAUUGUAAAAGUGGAAGGAUCGAUGAUGGGUUGAUUCUGUUCAGAGAAGAAAUGUUGCAUAAGAAAGUUAAACCAACAAUUGUUACAUAUAACAUCAUAUUGGAGGGGUUAUUUCGUGCUGGGAGAACAGUUGCUGCAAAGAAAAUGCUCCAUGAAAUUAUCGGAAGUGGGACACCUGUGAGCAUGCAUACAUACGACAUAUUUCUUAGAGGACUUUGUAGAAAUAAUUGCGCGGAUGAAGCGAUCGUCCUAUUCCAGAAAUCACGUGCAAUGAAUGUGAAGUUCAAUAUCACAACACUCAAUACCAUGAUUAAUGCAUUCUACAAGGGUGACAGAAGAGAAGAAGCUAAUGAUUUGUUUGCUGCAUUACCAGCCAGCGGGUUGGUGCCUAAUGCUUCCACUUACGGAGUAAUGAUACAAAACCUUCUAAAAGAAGGAGCAGUGGAGGAAGCUGACAAUAUGUUCUCAUCAAUGGAGAAGAGUGGUUGUGCUCCUAGCUCUCGUCUUGUGAAUGAUGUCAUCAGAACUUUAUUGGAAAAGGGGGAGAUAGUCAAGGCCGGAAAAUAUAUGUCUAAAGUUUAUGGGAAGAGCCUAUCACUUGAUGCUUCAACUAGUUCGUUGUUGUUGUCUCUCUUUUCAGGGAAUGGGAAAUAUCGGGAACAAAUACAAUUGCUCCCUGCAAAGUACCAGUUUUUCGGUGGAAUCAGUUGAUGCACUGGACUUGGCAGAUAAGCCUUGUCAUGGUUCGGAGUUCUCUCUCAACGAUGUGGACAAGAGUCUCUUCCAUGCGCUCACCGAGAUUGAGCUGGGUGAUGGUGCCACCAUGGUGUUCUUGGCCGGUGCUUAGCUGCUAGGCGUGCAUCCAAUGUGCAAUGUUCCUAAUCUGCAAGUCUUCUCUACGCAAGGGCUGUAUGGUACGUGAUGCGUUUGAUAAUGGUGGAAAGAUAACUAAUAGUCAGGGGCAUAUCACGGUGGAUGUUAAUACUGAGUUCAUUGAGUUCUUUGCUACUGUAUUAGGCUGUUUUGAGUUCUCUGAACCUGAGCAUAUCUACUGCAUGUUGGGCUGAGGGUAAUUAUAAUGAACCUGAGCAUAUCGAUGGACUAUUCUAUGUUA
Triticum dicoccoides is the source of this 3062-nucleotide messenger RNA. RefSeq names its product protein Rf1, mitochondrial-like. The record is from RefSeq and is a predicted model, not a curated record. The coding region runs from base 218 to 2659 and encodes 813 amino acids. NCBI's taxonomy places the organism in Eukaryota, Viridiplantae, Streptophyta, Magnoliopsida, Poales, Poaceae. Gene Ontology annotation, molecular function: protein binding. The transcript has a single exon.